Molecule: messenger RNA, 759 nt
Organism: Xylaria bambusicola
Lineage: Eukaryota; Fungi; Ascomycota; Sordariomycetes; Xylariales; Xylariaceae
Exons: 1
Coding region: 46-759 (237 amino acids)
Source: RefSeq, a predicted model, not a curated record
UUCUCAUCCAGGUAUUCUCUCAAUUGCCACGAGACAUCCUUCAACAUGUGUCGUAGACUUAUCACGCAUUACAUGCACCACGACGUGCAGGUACCAAUGAUCUUAGAUUCUAUCUCGCCAGGCGCCCCCGUAUACGCCAACCCGUCACGCACUCAAUUCCACCGAUGCGAACUCGAUCUGCAGCCAAUGGAUUUGAGCGCUCAUAUCUUUUUUCCUUAUUCCAAACCGAUGGGGAAGUGUGAGUAUCACACCUGCUGCGUACCCUAUAUGUACGUAGAAUAUUGCGCCGACUUCGUGGAGGAAAAUAUGGAAUACCAUACUGAACCCGAGGAGUGCGGAGCAUUUAUCCUAGAGCAUCAACAUGAGCGCCUGCCAUGUCUCGGAGAUGAGUAUUCGAAUCAAGGGGAAAUCCCAACGACAUGGCGACAGCUAAGGAGAAUCAGAGGGAUUAAUGAGAGCAAAUGGCUACCUGAAUUUGCGCAUGAACCACAUUUCCGGCCAAACUGGGAGGAUAAGUUCUUUGCCGAGUGCGAGAAAUUGUAUACGCUUGAGAAAGACACCUCAAUUAUGUACGCUGCCAUGCUGGAUCUAAUACAGUCAAAUCCGCCUUGUCCCUGGAGUACGGAACAAGCAGCGAAGGGACACGUACUGAAAGCUGAAGGGGAGCUUUAUAAACAACGGCAGUUGGUGUUCGAUUUAUUCAAAUGGGGUACUGAGCCGUGCGGCUCAUGUCAAAGGACUGAAGAAUCUGAUGGCUAA